AUGUCAUCAUCAUUGCCACCGGAUUUGCAGAUGGCGCUGGACUCUCCUGAUCCGCGCACUGUUCUUCGACUCUCACAGCAAGCCAAUUCAUUCCUCAAGGCCCAUCCUGCGCAACAACCCUCAUUCCCCUUUUCCAUGUUUGCUGCUGCUGAGACCCCCGAAUUAUGGGCAACCUAUGAACAACUUCUUCUAGCUUGCUUGAGAACGGGAGAUGAUGAAGCCGCACGCCAGUGCCUGGAACGGCUAUCAAAUCGAUUUGGACCCGCGAAUGAGCGCAUCAUGGCGCUAAAGGGCAUCUACGAAGAGGCACUUGCGCAAGACAAACCUGCUCUAGAAAAAAUAUUAAUGGGAUAUGAAAAAGUGCUCAAGGAAAACCCAGUGAAUGUGCCGAUUUUGAAACGACGUAUCGCUCUCUUACGGUCCAUGUCGCGGCCAGCGGAUGCCAUAUCCGCUCUAGUGGAGUUUCUGGAUGCAUUUCCUACCGAUGCAGAGGCUUGGUGCGAACUUGCCGAUCUCUACCAAACCAAAGGAAUGGGCACCCAGGCUAUAUUUUGCCUGGAAGAGGCUCUGUUGGUUGUACCAAACGCAUGGAACCUUCAUGCAAGACUAGGCGAAAUAGAGUACAUCUCAUCCACCUCAUCAGACAAUCAAGAAACAUCGCUGAAGCUACUGGCUGAUUCCGUCCGUCGGUUUUGCCGGAGCAUUGAGCUGUGCGAUGACUACCUCCGUGGGUAUUACGGGCUUAAAUUGAGUACAAGUCGUAUUUUAGAUAAACUACAGGCAAAAGCCGGUGCCCAAUCGAAAAGUGACGAUACCUUGCCGUCACAAGAAACUCUCACGAACCUUCAGGCCCUGUCGACUAGGAAACUGCGUGAAAUAGUCCAAUCAAGAUCAGCAGAUGUCAGGAACUUUGAGAAGAAUCAGAGUGAGCUAAUUGCUGCCAAAGAAUUACUGGGUCGAGAAGAUAACUAA
Messenger RNA from Paracoccidioides brasiliensis Pb18, 972 nucleotides. RefSeq lists its product as uncharacterized. Gene Ontology annotation, molecular function: protein binding. Gene Ontology annotation, cellular component: EMC complex. The coding region runs from base 1 to 972 and encodes 323 amino acids. The record is from RefSeq and is a predicted model, not a curated record. Gene Ontology annotation, biological process: protein folding in endoplasmic reticulum. The transcript is spliced from 4 exons.